This is a messenger RNA of Austrofundulus limnaeus, 3320 nucleotides long. It is a transcript of the gene oxsr1a, whose product is annotated as oxidative stress responsive kinase 1a. Bases 165 to 1718 code for a protein of 517 amino acids. Gene Ontology annotation, molecular function: ATP binding; protein serine/threonine kinase activity. The record is from RefSeq and is a predicted model, not a curated record. Gene Ontology annotation, biological process: intracellular signal transduction; negative regulation of potassium ion transmembrane transporter activity; positive regulation of T cell chemotaxis. The transcript has 17 exons. Gene Ontology annotation, cellular component: cytosol; cytoplasm. Lineage: Eukaryota; Metazoa; Chordata; Actinopteri; Cyprinodontiformes; Rivulidae.
GCGUAAAGUUGUGUUGACAGGGGCGGCCGGUAGUAGCAGGAGUUGUCAGCGGAGCAGCAGAAAUCAGCUUCACCAGACCCGAAUGGAGUAAAUUACCCAUACCGUUCUACCUUGCGCUUCUGUUACUUCUGUUAAGCGCUUUUCGUAUUGUUUAGGAAACAACUAUGGCGGACGAGCAGUCCUCUCAGUCCUGGUCGAUCGACCGGGAUGACUAUGAACUCAAUGAGGUGAUAGGGAGUGGAGCCACUGCUGUUGUUCAGGCGGCUUACUGCAAGCCGAGAAAGGAGAAGGUGGCCAUCAAACGCAUCAACUUGGAAAAAUGUCAAACUAGCAUGGAUGAGCUGCUGAAAGAGAUUCAGGCUAUGAGCCAGUGCCACCAUCCAAACAUCGUGUCUUAUUAUACCUCCUUUGUGGUGAAGGAUGAGCUGUGGUUGGUGAUGAAGCUGCUCAGUGGGGGUUCUGUGUUGGACAUAAUCAAACACAUCAUCUCACGUGGUGAGCACAAGAAUGGAGUGCUGGACGAAGCCAGCAUCGCUACAAUCCUGAGGGAAGUCUUGGAGGGGCUGGAGUACCUUCACAAAAACGGACAGAUUCAUCGGGAUCUAAAAGCUGGAAACAUUCUUCUUGGAGACGAUGGCUCAGUGCAGAUUGCUGACUUUGGUGUGAGUGCCUUUCUUGCCACUGGAGGAGACAUGACAAGGAAUAAGGUUCGGAAGACGUUUGUCGGGACACCGUGCUGGAUGGCCCCAGAGGUCAUGGAGCAGGUUCGUGGCUACGACUUCAAAGCAGACAUUUGGAGUUUUGGGAUAACGGCGAUUGAACUAGCCACCGGCGCUGCACCCUAUCACAAAUACCCACCAAUGAAGGUGUUGAUGCUGACUUUGCAGAACGACCCCCCUUCUCUGGAGACAGGUGUUACAGACAAGGAAAUGGUGAAGAAAUAUGGCAAGUCAUUCAGGAAAAUGCUGUCUCUGUGUUUACAAAAAGAUCCUGAAAAAAGACCGACUGCUGCAGAACUGCUCAAGCACAAGUUCUUUACAAAAGCCAAGAACAACGAGUACCUGCAAGAYAAGCUCCUCAUGAAAGGUCCCACAAUAUCCGAUCGAUCUAAAAAGGUGCGCCGUGUGCCCGGCUCGAGUGGCCGUCUGCACAAGACGGAGGACGGCGGGUGGGAGUGGAGRGACGACGAGCUGGAUGAGGAGAGCGAGGAGGGGAAAGCUGCUGUGGCAGCUCUGCGGUCACCCAGAGUGAAGGAUGGGUCCCAGAAUAUGGAGCUUUUUCCACCAGCAGAUGGCUCCACAACACAUCUGCAGGCACCCGGUGCACAGACUGCGGGCCCCUCAGGAGAGCAGGCCCKACCUCAGCCUGCCGCUCAGACAGCGAGCCCUUCACACGAGCUGAUUGUUCCGNAUUUAGCUGCCCCCAACAUUCCCAUCUGCCUCGUGCUUAGAUUGAGGAACUCCAAGAAGGAGCUCAAUGACAUCCGGUUUGAGUUCUUGCCAGGCAGAGACUGCGCUGAUGGAGUUUCUCAGGAGUUGGUCUCAGCUGGCCUGGUUGAUGGGAGGGACUUAGUCAUUGUUGCUGCCAAUUUGCAAAAGAUUGUUGAGGAUCCUCAAACUAACAAAAACGUCACCUUUAAGCUGGCAUCUGGUGUGGAGGAGUCAGAAAUUCCUGAUGAUGUUAAACUGAUCGGGUUUGCGCAGCUCAGCAUCAGUUAAGUCGAGCAGAGCUGGCAACCAAGGACAGAAACAUACGGUAUUGCACAGGUGCAUUGUAGUAAACUCCAAGAAACCACUACUGCCAAAGAGGGGAGAUUAGGAUGAUGAAGAUGAUGAUUACAAAGAGGAAGAGAAGACGACGUGAGGCUGGCAGGAGUGUGACACGACUGCAGGAUGCACGGGGGCCACACAGAGGGUUCAGAUCAUCACAGGAAUCACACUUGAAAUGUUUACAGUGCGCUUAUACAGUGAGUGGGAGAAGAAAUGCAAUCAACCACAUCAGCUCCUAAUUUCCUUAUUUUAAAUUUUUCUCCUCCUCCUACACAAGCACAAUCCAACCCGUCUCCUACCAAGACUGAAAACCAUUGCCUUUUUGUAAAUCAGUUGUGCCACAAAAUUAAAACGUGUCGUGCCACCUCAGCACGGCACUUUAUGCUACACUGAAAUCUAAAAGUGUAAGUUCAGCCUUAGUUUAAAAAACAACAAGAACAGCAGUGUGUUUGGUAAAAAGCUCCAUCUUUCUGUUAUUGGAUGCUCUCUGAAUACAUCUAUUCGACAAAUCUGUGAACACCCCUCAACAUUUCUACUGACACUGUAACAAAACACACCACAGCUAAUUUUUAUGUCGUAAUUCUCUGAAUUUUGUGAAGUUUAAUAAGAAAAAUCAACCCACACACUUGUAAGGCAGCCAAAAGCAGUGCAAAGAAUUCUUCACCCAAUAUUUAGUUUUCAUCAGAAGAAUCAAGGAGUUUAAUCUUCUAACGGAAACAACAGCUCGAUUUACAACACAACACACUGUUUGUUGGUAUUUUCUUCAUGUAGUAUAGAUGGUUUAUUUUCACUCUGCCUGAUAUUCUUCUACUAUGCAAUAGUGCUGUUCAUUUCUUCAAAUGUGACCACUCGUUGCUAUUACAACCUGUUUUGGUUUGCAGAAAAUUGCUUUUUUUUUGUGCGAGCAAAUUGAAAGGAGUUGAUAAACAGAAUGGGCAGCUUUAGAAAGCUGCUAGAGGGAUUUUAUUUUUCAUGUUAUUUAAAACUGAACUCACAAGACACAGAUACGUCUGCUCUUUUACACAUGCCUUUUAAAAGAUAUGUCAUCAGUAUCAGAAGACGAACAGCCUGGAAGGAUUAGGAAUGCUCUGUGAUCUUCUGUGGAGGUAUGCAUGCUCAAAAACUAAAAAAAAGAAAGAAAGUUCUUCCAAUGUGAAAUAAACCUUACAGGAGCAGUUUGCUUUUAUUUCUGUUUAAAUUUCUUAUUGGCUGGUAUUUUUUUUCUUUGUAAAGUUUUUCUACAUGUCUUUGAGAAUUGGCGGCCACAACAAUAAGAUGAAUAUUGAGUCAUGGCUGUAGUGAGCAGUGCUUUUUUUUUCUCUUCACUCUGUUGGAAUGCCACUUUUUUUUUUUUUUUGGUGUUUAGUGUCUUUGUUUCAUUAGUGAAGUAUUUCAGUGUGUACGUGACCAGCACAAGAGAUUAUACAAACACCUGCUGUCAGAUAAGGAGGGAUUCCUGGACUUGUUUUAAGUGGCCCCAGCUGGUUCACACUUCUUUUCCUAAAGCAACUCUACAACUAUUAAAGGAUAGUUUUUAACUUCGGCAUCAAA